AUGGGGGUCCGCUGCUCCAAGCUCUCCGUCUGCUGGUGGCCGCCGCACUUCAAGUCGCCCCGCCUCGCUGAUCCCACGCGCGCGCGCGCGCUAUUUCCUUGCCGUGCAGAGAACGGCGCGGCGGGGGAGGACGGCAGCGGCGUGCCGGUGUUCGCGGAGUACAGCCUCGACGAGCUGCGGGCCGCCACGGACGGCUUCGCGCCCGACCGCAUCGUCUCGGAGCACGGCGAGAAGGCGCCCAACGUCGUCUACCGCGGCACGCUCUUCAGCUCCGGCCGCACCGUCGCCAUCAAGCGCUUCGGACGCUCCGCCUGGCCCGACUCGCGACAGUUCGUGGAGGAGGCGAGGGCCGUUGGGCUGCUGCGGAGUGGCCGCCUCUCCAACCUCAUCGGCUGCUGCUGCGAGGGCGGCGAGCGCCUGCUCGUCGCCGAGUUCAUGCCCCACGAUACCUUGGCCAAGCACCUAUUCCACUGGGAGGCAAAGCCAUUGAGCUGGGCUAUGAGGGUACGUGCUGCACUCUAUGUGGCACAGGCAUUGGAGUAUUGCUCCAACAAAGGGAGGGCUAUCUACCAUGACCUGCAUGCAUACAGGGUCCUCUUUGAUGUGGACGGUAACCCUAGGCUGUCAUGUUUCGGUCUGAUGAAGAAUAGCAGGGAUGGGAAGAGCUACAGUACCAAUCUAGCUUUCACCCCUCCUGAGUACCUUAAGACUGGCAGAGUAAUUCCAGAGAGUGUGGUCUACAGCUUUGGUACUAUUGUACUUGAUCUCCUAAGUGGGAAGCACAUUCCACCAAGCCAUGCUCUUGACCUUAUCAAAGGAAGGAAUAUCUCGGUGUUGAUGGACUCUUGCUUGGAAGGCCACGUAUCCAGCUCUGAUGGAACUGAAAUGGUGCGAUUGGCAUCGAGGUGUUUGGCAUAUGAAGCCCGUGACCGGCCAAACCUGAAAGCAGUGGUGUCUACUCUUGCAAGCCUACAAAAAGAUGCUUCUGCUCUUUCACGGACUUUACUGGGCAUCCCUCAGGAUACUGAGAAGGAGGAAAGCUCAGAGCAAAUAUCAUUUUCAUCUACUGGGAAAGCUUAUGCCACAGCAAACCUUGAGGGGGUACAUGAGAUGUUGGUGAUUGAUGGAUAUAGCGAGGAUGACAGAGCAACCUUUAAGGUAUCCUUAAGCUCAUGGCCUGGCCAACCAGCUGAGAGUAUUCAGGUCAAGAAGCAUGGAGAUGAUGCUUUUCAUUCCAAAGAUUUUAUGGAAGUGGUCGAGUGUUAUUCAAGGUUUGUUGAUACCGGUGCCAUGGAGUCCCCAACUAUGCUAGUGCGACGAGGUUUCGCGAACAUUGUACUCGGCAGGCUGGAAGAUGGUCUCGAAGACGCGAGGAAAGCAGAGGGAAUAUCACCCGAAUGGCCAACCGCACACUACCUGCAAGGGAUGGCGCUCAUCUGCCUAGGCAUGGAGUCUGACGGUCAUGAGAAGCUAAAUAUCGCUGGUGCUUUGGAAGCUCAGAGAAAGGGUAGAACUAGGACUGUAUAGAGCCCGCUCGCCCUCGGUGCGACAAUGCCUUCGCUUCUGUACCUAGAUCGCCUGCAUGAUGCUUUUGCAACCAGUGGCAGUAGGGCUGUUUUUUUGGUCUCUCCCCUAACCUGAACCGGUGUUUCCAGUGGUUUUACAAGACUCCUAGGCUGUGGCUGUUAUUACACCUCCAAUAUAUCCAUAUAAGUACAAAAUUGGGCGAAAUAGCGUUCCGUGGAUUUGAGAUUGUAAAGCGACAUUAUUUAGUCUUAUCUCUCUCUCCAAAUUCAUGUAUAUACAGAACUCCAAAGAGAAUUAUCUGGAUCCGAACUUGAACUGGUAUGAUUGAUCAAGUGUCUCCUA
Lolium rigidum is the source of this 1869-nucleotide messenger RNA. Its product is annotated as serine/threonine-protein kinase BSK6-like. The transcript is spliced from 10 exons. Gene Ontology annotation, molecular function: ATP binding; protein kinase activity; protein binding. The record is from RefSeq and is a predicted model, not a curated record. Gene Ontology annotation, biological process: brassinosteroid mediated signaling pathway; protein phosphorylation. The coding region runs from base 1 to 1527 and encodes 508 amino acids. NCBI's taxonomy places the organism in Eukaryota, Viridiplantae, Streptophyta, Magnoliopsida, Poales, Poaceae.